ACUCUGAUGGGCGUCCAGCCUCAAGGAACUGGAAAUGGUGAACUGCUGUCAUAGACCUUAAAAAUAUAAGUGAGGAAGAUAAAAACCAAACAAGCAAAUAAUAGUUACGUGUGAAGAUCUGUUUGAAAUGUGGUGGUUUCAGCAAGGCCUCAGUUUUCUUCCUUCAGCCGUUGUAAUUUGGACAGCUGCUGCUUUUAUAUUUUCAUAUAUAACUGCCAUUGUACUUCACCAUGUGGACCCCGCUUUGCCUUAUAUCAGUGACACUGGUACAUUAACUCCAGAAAAAUGCUUGUUUGGGGCAAUGUUAAAUGUAGCUGCAGUUUUAUGCAUUGCUACCAUUUAUGUUCGUUAUAAACAAGUACAUGCUCUGAAUCCUGAAGAGAAUCGUAUCAUCAGAUUAAACAAGGCUGGACUUAUAAUUGGAUUAAUCAGUUGUUUAGGACUCACCACUGUGGCAAACUUUCAGAAAACAGCUAUUUUUGUUGUACACAUAUUUGGAGCCACACUCACCUUUGGUAUGGGCUCAAUAUAUAUGUUUGUUCAGACCAUUGUCUCCUAUCGAAUGCAGCCCAAAAUUCAUGGCAAACAAGUUUUCUGGAUAAGACUUCUGAUAGUUAUCUGGUGUGGAGUAAGUGCCUUUAGCAUGAUGAUUUGUUCAGCACUUUUGUACAGUGGCCGUUUUGGUAAUGAUGUAGUUCAGAAACUCCAUUGGAACACUGAGGAUAAGGGCUAUGUGAUUCAUCUGAUCACAACUGCAGCUGAGUGGUCUAUGGCAUUUUCCUUCUUUGGUUUUUUCCUGACUUAUAUUCGUGAUUUUCAGAAAAUUUCCUUAAGGGUAGAAGCCAAUUUACAAGGAUCAACCCUCUAUGACACCGCUCCUUGCCCUGUUGUUAACGAUGAACGAACACUACUACUUCCCAAAGAAGUAUGAUGAAAGGAUAAAAUAUUUCUGCAAUGAUUAUAAUUCUCAGGGAUUGGAAAAAAUGAUCAUGAAAGUUACUUAUUUUGCUCUGAAAUUUUCAGUCAACCAACCAAGACUGACACUGAUCAUGAUGGAUGCUGAUGAUUGAGAUGUGAAGUAAACUAUUGAAGAACUUGUUUAAGGAUAUCAUAGAGAGUACCACAUCAAAAGAUUUAUGCCCAUGCCUAUUUUUUUUAACCCUAGGAAAUAAUACCAAAGGACUACAACAAUGCAACAGUGAAGUUUGUUUCCUUCUUUCAGAAGAAGACAAGACAGUCUAAAAGACUCUGCCUUUCACAUUUUAUAAAUCACUGUAAAGCAUUUUUUAUUUGCUUUAAGCACUUUAAUGAGAGACAUGUUCAGGACUCUAAUUAUCAUUGCUGAGUAGCCCCUAUAGAACUACUGGUUUUGAAAUAAGAGUUGAUGACAUAGUUUUUAUCAAUGCAAUACAUUUCUUAAUAUGUUUUUUAAUUUUUCUAGAUUCCACUUAUAGAAGGUAGCAGAUUACAUGAGUUAUUUCAGUUGCUUAAGUUUUACGCAGAAGAGUCUGUGAGUAUUGAUUUGACUUCUACGUGGGGCCAGAAUCUUUGGCCUGUCACAAAAGGCUUUCAAUAAUUUAAUGAAACUUAGUCUCUGGUAUAUUUUAAUCACUA
Molecule: messenger RNA, 1614 nt
Organism: Suncus etruscus (white-toothed pygmy shrew)
Lineage: Eukaryota; Metazoa; Chordata; Mammalia; Eulipotyphla; Soricidae
Gene: DRAM2
Product: DNA damage regulated autophagy modulator 2
Exons: 9
Coding region: 128-931 (267 amino acids)
Biological process (GO): photoreceptor cell maintenance; regulation of autophagy
Cellular component (GO): lysosome
Source: RefSeq, a predicted model, not a curated record